Exophiala mesophila is the source of this 959-nucleotide messenger RNA. Its product is annotated as 40S ribosomal protein S9. Gene Ontology annotation, molecular function: structural constituent of ribosome; rRNA binding. Gene Ontology annotation, biological process: positive regulation of translational fidelity; translation. The transcript has 4 exons. The record is from RefSeq and is a predicted model, not a curated record. Gene Ontology annotation, cellular component: cytosolic small ribosomal subunit. Bases 70 to 651 code for a protein of 193 amino acids. NCBI's taxonomy places the organism in Eukaryota, Fungi, Ascomycota, Eurotiomycetes, Chaetothyriales, Herpotrichiellaceae.
ACGACCACAUUUUCUCUCACAACCACACACCGGUGACGACAACUUGAUUGUACAUCUUCGAGUGCAAUCAUGGCGCCACGAUCCUAUUCCAAGACCUACAGUGUCCCUCGUCGACCAUUCGAAUCGGCUCGUCUCGACUCCGAGUUGAAGAUCGUCGGUGAAUAUGGUCUGCGCAACAAGCGUGAAGUCUGGCGUGUCCAGCUCACUUUGUCCAAGAUUCGACGUGCUGCUCGUCAACUUCUCACCCUCGACGAAAAGGACCCCAAACGUCUCUUCGAAGGCAAUGCCCUGAUUCGACGUCUCGUGCGAGUCGGUGUGCUCGACGAGUCUCGCAUGAAGCUCGAUUACGUGUUGGCCCUGAAGGUGGAGGAUUUCUUGGAGCGUCGUCUCCAGACCUGUGUCUACAAGCUCGGCCUGGCGAAGUCCAUCCAUCACGCCCGUGUCCUGAUCAAGCAACGCCACAUCCGUGUCGGCAAGCAGAUCGUCAACGUCCCUUCCUUCAUCGUCCGUCUCGACAGCCAGAAACACAUUGAUUUCGCUCUGACUUCGCCCUUCGGUGGUGGACGUCCCGGCCGUGUCAGGAGGAAGAAGGCCAAGGCUGCUGAGUCCAAGGAGGAUGGUGGUGAUGAUGAGGCUGAGGAUGAGGAAUAGAUGUGUGCGUGAAGCUACAUCGUACACCUAUUCGUCUGGUCUCACCGUGAACGACAACAAGUUGCCACUGGUUGAACCUCGAGAUGGAACAAGAUAUCAAAAUCAUGGCCGUCUUAUCAAAAAAAUCAACCAGAAUCCCUGGCCGAUCACUCAAAAACAGUGUCUGUAUUUCAGUCACUCAGAUGUCCUACUCACGCUUGGCUUGCCAAGUGAUGCAACUCAGAUACCAUUAGACCUGAAAAAUGGUCCACGUCUUGAGAGGAAUUCUCAAGACGAGAUGAGAAGCAAUCAAAAUCAAGUUACAAUCA